Molecule: messenger RNA, 1463 nt
Organism: Pteronotus mesoamericanus
Lineage: Eukaryota; Metazoa; Chordata; Mammalia; Chiroptera; Mormoopidae
Product: 2'-5'-oligoadenylate synthase 1-like
Exons: 1
Coding region: 143-1210 (355 amino acids)
Biological process (GO): negative regulation of viral genome replication; regulation of ribonuclease activity; defense response to virus
Cellular component (GO): cytosol; nucleoplasm; membrane
Molecular function (GO): 2'-5'-oligoadenylate synthetase activity; double-stranded RNA binding
Source: RefSeq, a predicted model, not a curated record
AAACAGCGAAGACACAGCCCCUCCCUUCCCAGGAAACGAAACCAAAAGCAGUUCAUACUGGGCAGCAGAAGAUCGAGAGGCUAAUAGUUUCCUGCAGCCAGCUUUGCCGCCGCCACUCUCCUGUCCCUUCCAGAGCAUCAGGAUGGAGCUUAGCAAUACCCCAGCCAGGAAUCUGGACAAGUUCAUCGAAGACCACCUCCUGCCAGACACGAAUUUCCGCAAGCAGGUCAAACAAGCCAUCGAUGUCAUCUGCAGUUUCCUGAAGGAGAGGUGUUUCCAAGGUGCCAAUCACCCUGUCCGGGUAUCCAAAGUAGUGAAGGGUGGCUCCUCGGGCAAAGGCACGACCCUCAGAGGCCGAUCUGAUGCUGACCUCGUGGUCUUCCUCAGCAGCCUUGGAAGUUUUCAGGAGCAGUUUGAUCGCCGAGCAGAGUUCAUCCAGGAAAUCAGGAGACAGCUGGAACGCUGUCAAAUUGAGAAAGGAGUGCAGUUUGAGAUCAAGGGUACGCCAUGGAGCAACCCCCGCGUGCUCGGCUUCGUGCUCAAGUCCCCCUGGCUUGGCGAGGGGGUGGAGUUUGAUGUAUUGCCUGCCUUUGAUGCCCUGGGUCAGGUGCCAAAAAGCUACAACCUUGACUCCCUAGUCCAUGAACACUACAGACCUGAGCCCCAAAUCUACGUCAAGCUCAUCCGAGAGUGCAAAAAUCUGGGGAAAGAGGGCGAGUUCUCCACCUGCUUCACGGAGCUGCAGCGAGCCUUCCUGAAGCAGCGUCCGACCAAGCUCAAGAGCCUCAUCCGCCUGGUCAAGCACUGGUACCAAAAGUGUAAGGAGAAGCUGGGGAAGCCCCUGCCCCCGCAGUAUGCCCUGGAGCUGCUGACAGUCUAUGCUUGGGAGCAUGCAAACGUGGGAACUUCAUUCAGCACAGCUCAAGGAUUUCAGACUGUCCUGGAAUUAGUCAUGAACUACCAGCAGCUUUGCAUCUACUGGACAAAGUAUUACGAUUUUGCAGAUCCUGUUAUUGGUGGAUACCUGAUGAUGCAGAUCAAGAAACCCAGGCCUGUGAUUCUGGACCCGGCUGACCCUACAGGAAACGUUGCUGGUGGAGACCCCAGUAGCUGGCCACGUCUGGCACAAGAGGCUGAAGCCUGGCUGAGCUACCCGUGCUUUAAGAAUUGGGAUGGCUCUCCAGUAGGCUCCUGGGAUGUACAGCUUUGAGAAGAGAGUGAAGAUGGCCAGACAUAUGCCCUACUCUGGACGCCGGCGCAUCUUAGGAGGACAGGGCUCCGGAGCCAUCCUGGCCGGCUUCCUCAUUUUAAUGGGCCAAGCCUUGAUUCAGAGAGGACGGAGGACUGCCCCAGGCUAGCAGUGAAUGGGACGACCGACAACCAAAAUCCAGGUCUCCUGAUCCCCACCCUUCCCGCUGUUCUGUGCUUCUCUUCUUUCAAAGAUAGCCCUUUCCCUCAGCAUC